GAGGGGGUGCAGAUCAGCCCAAAAGCAGAUAGAAAAAAAAAAAAAAAAAAGAAAAAAAAAACAGCAAAGAAACCAAAAAGAUACACCAACAUAGCGCCAAACAGAAAAAAGGUUUAGUUGAAGCAUAGGAUAAAAAGGGUCAUCACCCACAAAGGCUGUGUGGCAGAAGAAAAAACCUACCCAAGUGAAAGAGAUUGGAAGGGAGUCUCUUUAGAUUCAUACAAGUCCAACCCUUUUCUUUCUUUCAUCACCUCCACUAUCCGCAAGAGAUAGAGUAUAGAGCACUAAAAAGUCCAUCCUUCCAUCUUAUAUAUUUGUCUCUCUCCUUAUAUUCUCUUUCCACUCUUCUUCCUCUAUUUUCCAUAUCCCUUUCUUUUAGUCUCCCAAAUCUUCUUUUCAUAUCAAGAAGGAUCAAUAUGGAAACAGCCCCAAAGCUUUAGAAUUUCAAUCGCAAGUUUUUUCCCAGAGAGGAAGAGGGAGAUGCGUGGAUUCAAAGAAGAAGAUCAAGGAGAGUGUUCUCAAACUAUCCAUAACUUCCAAGGCUACCAAGAACAACUACUUCUCCAACACCACCAACAAAUGCAACAGCAACAACAGCAGCAAAGCAAUGAUAUUUAUGGAGGAGCUCGAGGAACCGGAUUGAUUUUCCCUGAAGCUUCACCAAUCUUACCGUGGCCUCUCCCUCCAGUCCACUCCUUCAACCCAGUCCACUUCACUUCCAACCCGGUUCGUGACCACGACCCAUUUCUUAUCCCUCCAGCACCAUCAUCAUAUGGAAGUCUCUUCAACAGGCGAGCUCCUGCCCUGCAGUUUGCAUAUGAUGGUUCAUCAAGUGAUCAUCUUAGAAUCAUAUCCGACACUCUUGGACCGGUGGUUCAACCCGGUUCAGCUCCUUUUGGGUUGCAAGCUGAACUGGGGAAGAUGACUGCUCAAGAAAUCAUGGAUGCUAAGGCUCUUGCUGCUUCAAAGAGUCACAGUGAGGCCGAAAGGAGGAGAAGAGAAAGAAUCAACAACCAUCUUGCUAAGCUACGCAGCUUACUACCCAGCACAACCAAGACGGACAAAGCUUCAUUGCUAGCAGAGGUGAUCCAACACGUUAAAGAGCUAAAACGCCAGACUUCUUUGAUAGCUGAAACAAGUCCAGUACCGACCGAAAGUGAUGAGCUAACAGUGGAUACAUCAGAUGAAGAUGGUAAAUUUGUGAUCAAAGCUUCACUUUGCUGCGAAGACAGGUCUGAUCUUUUGCCUGACCUAAUAAAGACCUUAAAAGCUUUACGCUUAAGAACACUAAAAGCUGAGAUUACAACACUUGGUGGGCGAGUUAAGAAUGUUUUAUUCAUCACUGGAGAAGAAGAUUCUUCAAGUGACAGCAAUGAGCAGCAGCAACAACAGCAGCCACAAUAUUCUAUAAGUUCAAUCCAAGAAGCAUUGAAAGCAGUUAUGGAGAAGACCGGUGGUGAUGAAUCUUCUUCAGGGAGUGUUAAGAGACAGAGAACCAAUAUCAAUAUCCUUGAACAAUAACAACAACAACACAGGUCUCUAUAAUUUGCUAAGAGUACGUCACUCAUCUUCUUCUUCCAUUUGUUUCUUGGUAUUCUUCUCCUUUUCUUUUUCACUUUGCUUGUGGGUGUGUCUUUUUUGGUGUGUUUUUGCGUAAUUUUUCGCCAGUGAACAGACAGGUAAUGAUGGUGUGUUUUGUGUACUUACAUCACUCCAAAAUAUAAAGGAAAUGUAGAGGGAGAGUAUGGAUUGUGGUUGGUAUUUCUUGGUGGGGUUCCCUUCUCAUUUUGGUGUGCAUUAUUCGGGUUUGGUUGUGCAUAAAGAGAACCAGCAUGAGAGAGAGAGAGAGAGAGAGAGAGAGAGAGAGAGAGAGGCAUGCAGUACACUAGUAGACAAGAAAGAAAGGGCAGAGAUCAGAGAAGAAGAGCAAGUAGUCCACAUUUUCUAUGUUAGGUUUUGAUAUAAGGUUUCUGUUCCCACGAAAAAGAUUUUUCCUAUGAAGGACAAAUCAGACUAUACUCUCUGUCUUUCUCUCGUCAUUUGGGUGGAAUUUAUGGAUCAUCAUAAGAUCAGUGGUGACGAUGUUGUUCUCAUCGUGUGCUUUGCUACGUCCCUACUCCCCACCCACCACCGUAUCUCCAUCUUCUACUUCGGCUUCUUAAUUAUCAGUGCAAUGUUGUUCCACUAACAGUAAUCCCUUGUUUAAAACCAAAACCAAAAAAAGAGAGGGAGAAAAACCCUAACGAGGUAUGCAUGGUUUCGUGAAUCACAAGAGUUUCUGAUGGACUCGUGAUAUAAUUAUCUGGGGAAUCUACAUAUACAUAAUAUUGUGUUUGACUUUUUCUCUCCUGUCUCCUUUCUUUUUCUUUUUCUUUUUUCUUUUUUCUUUUUUUAUUUCCUAUUUCCUUCUUUCUUAAAUUUUGCUAUAUGGGGUUUUCUAUAAAAAAAAUGUUGUACUGCUCAAUGCAUUUUAUUGAAAUGGAUCUAAUUUAGAGAGAUUAUUAUUUUUUUAA
Molecule: messenger RNA, 2513 nt
Organism: Hevea brasiliensis (rubber tree)
Lineage: Eukaryota; Viridiplantae; Streptophyta; Magnoliopsida; Malpighiales; Euphorbiaceae
Product: transcription factor bHLH30
Exons: 2
Coding region: 481-1521 (346 amino acids)
Biological process (GO): regulation of DNA-templated transcription
Molecular function (GO): DNA-binding transcription factor activity; protein dimerization activity
Source: RefSeq, a predicted model, not a curated record